AUGGAGCACAGAAAGUCAUUUGUGCUUGUUGCUCUCUUCGCAUUACUUCUGUUGACCGAAAUUGUCAUUGCUGAGAGCAAUGGCGACAAAGGCAACAACGGUAAUAACGGCAAGGGGAAUGAUGGACAAGUUGAAAAGGGUAAAGGAGGAGAUGAUGCCAAAGGCAAAGGUAAUGGUAAUGGUCCAAAGGACAAAGACAAGAAGGAAAAGGAAAAGAAGGACAAGGACAAGAAGGAGAAGAAGGACAAAGAAAAGAAGGACAAGGAGCAGAGUGAAGCGGCUGCUAAAUACAGGAUGCUUUCACCUUUGCCUACAGGACAAGAGCAGGCCAUGUGCCAAGGUCAAGGUGCAUGUUAUUACAAAACUCUUGUUUGUCCUGGUGAAUGUCCCAAUAGGAAGCCCACUAAGAACAAAAGCACCAAAGGUUGUUUCAUUGACUGCACUAGCAAAUGUGAAGCUACAUGCAAAUGGAGGAAACCAAACUGCAACGGCUACGGUUCUCUAUGCUACGACCCUAGAUUUGUCGGAGGAGACGGUAGGAUGUUCUAUUUCCAUGGAUCCAAAGGAGGAAACUUCGCCAUCGUUUCAGACAACAACCUCCAAAUCAACGCACACUUCAUCGGUACAAGACCCGCUGGGAGAACCAGAGACUUCACAUGGGUUCAAGCCCUAAACGUCAUGUUCGAAAACCACAACCUCGUGAUCACAGCCAACAGAGUGUCUCAAUGGGAAGAAAACUCUGACGCCUUCACCAUCAGACACAACGACAAACUCAUCACACUACCUGAAGACGAACAAUCAGAAUGGAGGGAAACUUCAGGACAAAGAGAGAUCGUCAUUGAAAGAACAGACGAAAGAAACAGCGUGAGAGUACUUGUCUCUGGUCUUGUUCGGAUUGACAUCAAAGUGAGACCAAUAGGGAAAGAAGAGAACAGAGUUCACAACUAUCAGUUGCCACAAGAUGACGCUUUUGCGCAUCUUGAGACUCAGUUCAAGUUCUUUGACCUAAGUGAGCUCGUUGAGGGGGUUUUGGGGAAAACCUACCGUCCUGGUUACGUUAGCUCCGCUAAGAGUGGAGUUCCAAUGCCUGUGAUGGGAGGAGAAGAUAAAUAUCAGACGCUUUCUCUGUUCUCGCCGAGUUGCAGACUCUGCAGGUUUAAGCCUCAAGAAGAACCACUCUUUGCUGAUAUCUAA
Molecule: messenger RNA, 1194 nt
Organism: Eruca vesicaria subsp. sativa (arugula)
Lineage: Eukaryota; Viridiplantae; Streptophyta; Magnoliopsida; Brassicales; Brassicaceae
Source: the annotation of a GenBank genome assembly